Messenger RNA from Stomoxys calcitrans (stable fly), 4460 nucleotides. It is a transcript of the gene pasilla, whose product is annotated as RNA-binding protein Pasilla. The transcript is spliced from 8 exons. Gene Ontology annotation, cellular component: nucleus; cytoplasm. The record is from RefSeq and is a predicted model, not a curated record. Bases 1827 to 3569 code for a protein of 580 amino acids. Lineage: Eukaryota; Metazoa; Arthropoda; Insecta; Diptera; Muscidae. Gene Ontology annotation, biological process: mRNA splicing, via spliceosome; regulation of alternative mRNA splicing, via spliceosome. Gene Ontology annotation, molecular function: mRNA binding.
GAAUGGUCAUUAUCGUUCUGUCAUCGUUGUUGUCAGAACUAACUAACUAACCAAUCUCCACUCAUCAUUGUAAGCUUUCGUGCAUAAACAAAUCUCUGGCGGCCAUAACUAAGAUAUCCAUCAUCUGUGCAAAAAAAAAAAAAUACAUGAAUAGCUCGAAUUAAAGCUUAAAUAACAACCUUGUGAAAUCAAUAUCAAGAAAAAGUGUAUGUCAAAGAAAAUGUAUAGCUAUUGAGGGAAAACAAAAGAAAAUUCAAUAGAACUUGUGUAGAAAACAAAAACAAAGUGCGAGGCAUUUUUGCAUACAGUUUCCAUGGGCAAGCGAAAAUAAAAAUAAAUGCAUACACAUUCACAUACACAAUCAUUCAUAAAUCUCCAAGGCAUUUCGAAGCUUUGCUAGAUUGAGCCAGUGUUUAUCACGGUAUUUGAAAAAAACUGCUUAAAAUUAAAUAAAUUGCAUUUCUUCCCAAAAAAAAAAAAAUGUUUAAGUAAAAAUACAGACAAGUGUAAAAAAUUACCUACAUUUUCGCGAUAUAUGAAAAUCAAUUUGAAAAUAACCAACCCUAACAAAUAAAAAGUAAAAAUAAAACAACACAACAGGAAAAAAGUUUUGUGGAAAAAUUUUUUUCAUUCAUCUUAAACCAGCAAUUUGAGCCUAAGAAUUGCCUUCGGCAUCCCCUGUAACAACAGCAACAACAUUUCUGCAGUUAAGCACCAUAGUUGAGUAACGUCAUAUUACUAAUGCUUGACAUAUAAACACACAUUUGCAUAACACUAAGCAGACGUCAUUUCGUGUGUGCCCGAAAAACAUAACAUCGGAAAUUCCCCUAAACUUAUCCCAAAGAGUACAUUUUAUGCUCACCCCAACAAAAGAUUGAACUGACUCAAAAUUAAUCUAUUAUUUGCUGGACUAAACCAAAAACCGCAUUAUAACCAACAUCUAACCGUUCGUUGCGUGUUGCAUUGCUUAACAGAAAAAAAAAAUAGAACAAAUAAAAGAAAAUCAAAAAAGGCAGUAAAAACUCACCAAAAAUUACAGAUAAUUAAAGUAUCAUAAGCAAGUCAUUAGUGUGUGUGUGUGGCACUAAGAUACAGCAACUAAGUGAAGUGAAGGCAAGGAUCACCUCAUUACAGCAACCAAGAGACCAAGACAAGGAGUGGAAACUCCUCAUAACCAUAAAGAGGAGUGAUAUAUAUAAGCAAAAGGAGAGCCCGAGAAGCAAAAGAGAACGUUGGCGUAGCAAAUCGUUAUCAAAGUGGUCAGAAAUAACUCUCCAAGUCACUCUUACUCUCCCUCUCUUUUACUGUGUGUCUCUUCGAAGAGAAGGUAACCAACACGCAGGAUAAAGCCAAUCAAAAAAAAAAAAAAAAUCUUAACAUUAUCAUCAUCAAGCCCAGCCAAAUAGAAGUGGGAAUUCACACAGAGUGUAGUUAAAAAUUUUGUGUUUUUGGUUUUUGCUUUUUACGCUCUCAUCAUCGCUGUUUUCUAAACUCUCAGACUCGCUCUCGCCAAAUUUUUGUCGCUCUCUCUCUCUAUCUAUCUAUCUCGCUCUGUCGUUCGUGACGAUCAGCAUCUCAAAAAUCGCUCAUCCCAAAACAACCAACCAACCAACACCACUACCACCACCACCACCAACCACCAACCACCACCACCUCCACCACUACCGCCACCAAGAGCUAAUUGAAUCAUCAGCAAACCAAAAAAAAAACAGUAACAUUUCAAAACAGUCGCCCAACCAGAGAGGUUUUUGUUAAACAAACAAAACAAAAAUAAAAAAGUUUUUCUCGCCAUCGUUAUCGUAAAAACCAUCAAAAUUCCCAUCAUAAUGGCCGAAGAUGCUACCAUGGAAACUUGCCCCAGCCCUGAAAUUGGUGACUCUAGAAAAAGACCACUCGAUACCGAUCCAGAAAAUGAACAAACCAAACGCUCCCAUUUCAGCUCUGGUGAGUCUGUUUGUUCUGGAAUAGAGGUCGAAAUUGAAAAUAAUAACAAUCUCUAUCAUUAUGGGGACUCCACCUACCACAUGAAGAUAUUAGUGCCAGCCGUAGCCUCAGGGGCUAUAAUCGGCAAAGGUGGUGAGACCAUAGCUUCAUUGCAAAAGGAUACAGGUGCUAGGGUAAAGAUGUCAAAAUCCCAUGACUUUUACCCCGGCACCACCGAACGUGUCUGCCUUAUCACCGGCAAUGUCGAUGGCAUUUUGGCCGUUCUAGACUUUGUCAUGGAUAAGAUACGUGAGAAACCCGAUUUAACCUCGAAAAUCUUGGAUGCCGACACCAAACAGAGCCAAGAACGUGAUAAGCAAGUAAAAAUAUUGGUGCCCAAUUCCACAGCCGGUAUGAUUAUUGGCAAAGGCGGUGCUUACAUCAAACAAGUGAAAGAGGAGAGCGGCUCCUAUGUGCAAAUCUCACAGAAACCCAAGGAUAUUUCAUUGCAGGAACGUUGCAUCACCAUUAUCGGCGAUAAGGAAAACAACAAAAAUGCCUGCAAAAUGAUUCUCUCGAAAAUUGUUGAAGAUCCCCAAUCGGGCACCUGUUUGAAUGUCUCAUAUGCUGAUAUUAAUGGACCGGUGGCUAAUUUCAAUCCUACCGGUUCGCCAUAUGCAACAAAUCAGAAUGCCAUUAACUCCAGUACUGCCUCGUUAAAUUCAACAUUGGGCACAACCAUUGGUGGUGCUGGCUCAGCUGCUGGCCUGCUUGUCAAUGGUACUGGCAUUAAUUUAUCGUUAAAUCUGAGUUCACCAAAUCCAGCACCAAAUCUAGCUUUAGCCACACAAUUGUUGGAACACAUUAAGGUCGCUUUACGCAGCUCGGGUUAUACCGAAACUGCCACAACAGAAGUAUGUGCUGCUUUGGGUGUUUUAGCCAAAUACGGUGUACUCGGCAUGGGUGUAGGUCUGCAACACACCAAUGGUGCUCACACAACACUUGGUAACUAUUUGGGUGUCUCCGCUUUGGAUCAACAGACAGCUGCUGCUGCCAGUGCAGCUACAGCUGGCAAUGUCUUUGGUGCUGUGGGUCAAGUCAAUUUGGAGCAAUACAAUGCUGCCGUUGCUGCGGCAGCUGCCUCACGACCCACCCAACAGCAAUUGGAUGCAGCUGCGGCUCAAUUUGAUCCAUUCCGUCAUCUAAGCUCGAGUGCCGGUCAGGCAGCCACACCGGUAUCGCUGAAUAAUAAUAGCUUUGGUUUGACCGCCGCUACUGGUACCGUGACCACAGCGCCCACAUUGGGUGCAGCCACUGGAGCCCAUGCCUUGGGCGGUAUGAGCAAGAGUCCCACACCGGGAGAUUUGAGUGCCAAGGAUUCGAAGAAUGUCGAGAUACCUGAAGUGAUUGUAGGCGCUAUUUUAGGUCCCAAUGGUCGUUGUUUAGUUGAAAUCCAACAUAUGUCGGGUGCUAAUGUGCAAAUUUCAAAGAAAGGCAUUUUCGCACCUGGCACCAGAAAUCGUAUUGUAACCAUAACUGGUCAACCGAGUGCCAUUGCUAAAGCUCAAUUUCUAAUUGAACAGAAAAUCAACGAGGAGGAGUCUAAAAGAGCGCGACAAAUUCCAUUAGCCACAGUUGUGAAUUAAAACAAAAACAAAAAAAAAACAGAAAAAUCAAAUCAAAUUUUAAAUAAGAUAAUUAAAACAAAAGAAAAGAAAAAAUAAACACCAAUUCACCAACACCACCACAACCACCAAUAACAACAACAACAGCAACCAUCAUCAUCAACAACAACAACAACAACAACCAAUUCCCAUUAGCAAAGACAUCGCCAGAGAAAUAAUAAGAAAUAUUUAAAAUCCAAUACAACUUUAAUUAGUCUUCUCUACGCCAUCUGACCCAUAAACCACGUACCACGUACCCCGUACCCUCCCUUCCACAUAUUAAACAGACACACAAUUGUUCACAAAAACGACAAUGUUCUUAAGAAUGAUAGAUAUUUUAUUAAUUGUUAUAACAACAACAACAACUACAACAACAAACUAAUUCAAUUCAACAAAAAUGAAAAAGAGAAACUAGAAAAGCAAAUCAAAAAAUUGUUUUAAAGAGAAAACUCCCACUUUUUUAAAGCAGUAACAAACAAACCUUACCUUUUCUCCUCUCCCCCCCCCCCCCCCCCCACACUUUAUUCUUCUUUCUGAUACCAUACAAAAGGAAACGGAAAUGAAGACCCUCCCCUUUCAAACAAAAAAAAAACAGCAACAACAAAUUACUUUCAUUACAUUUAAAGGAAAUUAAAAAAACCUUAAAAAAAACUUAGUAAAAUAUAUAAUUAAUAAUAUUUAAAACCAAACAAAAAGGAAAAAGAAAAUAUUGUAAAAUAAGGCAAAGAAAAAUCGAAAUGUAAAACAAAAAGUGUUAAAAAAGGAACAAAAAAAAGAAUCUUUUUUUAAGGAAACAAAAAACAAAAUCCAAGACGUUAUACAGAAGAUAUAAAAGAAAAAACUUUCUUCUUUAAAAAAAAAAAAAAAAACAAA